This is a messenger RNA of Eucalyptus grandis, 3900 nucleotides long. Its product is annotated as respiratory burst oxidase homolog protein E. Gene Ontology annotation, cellular component: plasma membrane. The record is from RefSeq and is a predicted model, not a curated record. Gene Ontology annotation, molecular function: peroxidase activity; NAD(P)H oxidase H2O2-forming activity; calcium ion binding. The coding region runs from base 665 to 3460 and encodes 931 amino acids. The transcript has 15 exons. NCBI's taxonomy places the organism in Eukaryota, Viridiplantae, Streptophyta, Magnoliopsida, Myrtales, Myrtaceae.
CACCACCCCCCAUAUCCCACCUCGUCUCUCCUCACCAGAAGAAGCACUUCUCUCUCUAGGAAAAAGAAUCAUUUUUUCCCCGCAAGAACCCCCUCUCUCUCUUCCCUUCUCCUGCUCUGAGAACUGGAGGAGCCGAUACGUGGCGCAAUCCUCGCCGUGGUUGCUGGUGCAGAAGCAUAAAGCCAGCCCUUACAAGUACACCCACCUUCCCCUCUUUCUCUCUCCCCGAAGGUGGCGCCUUCUUUUGUUUAUUGCGGAGCCGCGCGACUGUUGCAACUGGAGUUGAAAUUCCCGGCUCUGUAAAAUGUCGACGGUGGUGAUGAUGAUCAUGAUGACGAGCGAAGUCCAAAUUCUAACUGCUUUUUAAAAUUCGUCCCACGACUCGGGCACAUUCUGCAGAGGAAAGUUCUCAUGCGUUGAACUCACGCGCCCGUGCGGAGAGAUCGGUUGAGCGGUGUUUAUUUCUGUCUCUCUCUCUGUCUCUCUCCUGCUCUAACGUGUGAUCGACCGAACCUGCAAAAGGGUCACCUCCCUUCCUUCUCCUCCUCCAGCGUUUCAAGUGAGAGAAAAGCACGCACCCACUCUCGCUCUCUAGACAAUUCAAGUGCAGCGGUUGACAAAGAGAGGGAGGGAGGCGGGUUCGGUUCGAACUGGGGGGAAGGAGAUGAGAUCGUCCGCUUCGAUGGGGUCGAAGCGGUCCAGCUACAGCCGCGGGUUCGACUUGCCCGAGGAGUUUGACGACGAGGAGGACGAGGCGGCCGCCGCCGCCGACUACGGCAGCGUCGGCGGGGCAAUGCUGCCCGUGUUCCUCAACGACCUGCGGCAGAACUCGCAGCAGGACCUCGUGGAGGUCACCCUCGAGCUCGAGGACGACUCCAUCGUCGUCCGCAGCGUCACCCCGACGAGCAACAACAACCGGGCGUUCGCCGCGGCCGCCGACGAAAACCCCGAUCCCGCGGCGGCGGCGGCGGCGCUGGACAGGAACCUGUCGGUCACGACGAGGAUCCGGAGGAAGUUCCCGUGGCUGCGGUCCGGGUCGUCGCGGGCCGGCUCGGAGGCGGAGGCCCCGACGGCGGCGGCGGCCGCGAGGGAGGCGCGGAGGGCGAGGGCGCAGCUGGACCGGAGCCGGUCGAGCGCGCAGAGGGCGCUGAAGGGUCUCCGGUUCAUCAGCAAGGCCAACUUCUGCGCCAGGGACGCCGAGGAGCUCUGGCGCCAGGUCGAGGCCCGCUUCCACCGCCUCGCCAGGGACGGCCUGCUCGCCCGCGAGGACUUCGGCGAAUGCAUCGGGAUGGACUCGAAGGAGUUCGCGGUGGGGAUGUUCGACGCGCUGGCGCGGCGGCGGCGGCAGAGGAUCGGGAAGAUCACCAGGGAGGAGCUGCACGACUUCUGGCUCCAAAUCUCCGACCAGAGCUUCGACGCGCGGCUUCAAAUAUUCUUCGACAUGGCGGACAGCAAUGAAGAUGGGAGAAUCACCAGGGCAGAAGUACAGGAGCUUCUGAUGCUCAGUGCAUCAGCUAACAAGUUGUCGAAGCUGAAAGAGCGAGCGGAGGAAUACGCCUCCCUGAUCAUGGAGGAACUGGACCCGGAGAACCUCGGCUACAUCGAGUUGUGGCAACUGGAGACUCUGCUUCUGCAAAAGGACACUUAUAUGAACUACAGCCGAACGCUCAGCACGACCAGUGUUGGCUGGAGCCAAAACCUGAGCUCGUUUAGACCGACCGACAAGGUGCGGAGGAUUUGCAGCUCCCUCCGAUGCCUCGUGCUGGAGAACUGGCAAAGAGGUUGGAUUCUGUUGCUUUGGGCGAUAGUGAUGGGGUGCCUCUUCGCUUGGAAGUUCAUCCAGUACAGGAACAUGGCAGCAUUUCACGUAAUGGGCUAUUGCCUGGCGACGGCCAAGGGGGCAGCAGAAACUCUGAAGCUCAACAUGGCUCUCAUCCUCCUGCCCGUCUGCCGGAAUACCCUGACGUGGCUCCGGUCCACCCGGGCCAGGUCGUUCAUUCCCUUCGAUGACAACAUAAACUUCCACAAGAUAAUUGCAUGUGCCAUAGUCAUCGGGAUCAUCCUUCACGCAGGAGACCAUCUAGCAUGUGAUUUUCCCCGCCUGGUAAACUCCUCCCCAGAAAAGUUUGCCCUCAUAUCCUCUGACUUCAAUAACAGAAAGCCCACAUACACGGACCUUCUAUCUGGAGUUGAAGGAGUGACGGGCAUUGCUAUGGUGGUUUUGAUGGCUAUCUCAUUCACUCUAGCGACACACCGGUUCAGGAGAAACAUAGUAAGGCUACCUGCACCUUUCAACAGAUUGACAGGUUUCAAUGCAUUCUGGUAUUCCCAUCACCUGCUAGGUGUGGUCUACGUUUUACUGCUCAUCCAUGGAACCUUUCUGUACUUGGUGCACGAAUGGUACAUGAAAACAACAUGGAUGUACAUCUCUAUUCCAUUGUUGCUUUACAUACUUGAGAGAAGCAUGCGAGCAUGCAGAUCAAACCAUUAUGCAGUUCGAAUAUUGAAGGUUUCGGUUCUACCAGGGAAUGUCUUCAGCAUAAUCAUGUCCAAGCCUCAAGGGUUCAAGUACAGAAGCGGGCAGUACAUUUUUCUACAAUGUCCGACAAUUUCCCCUUUUGAGUGGCACCCAUUCUCAAUUACUUCAGCACCUGGAGAUGACUACCUCAGUGUUCACAUCAGGACAGUUGGUGAUUGGACACAGGAGUUGAAAAAAACUCUCACUGAAGGCAGAGACUCGUCAUGUGUCAUUGGCCGAGCAAAAUUCACAUCGGUUGGUUGUAUCAAUCAGACAGGCCAACCCAAAUUGCUCGUUGAUGGUCCAUAUGGAGCUCCAGCUCAGGACUACAGAAAUUAUGAUGUACUGCUCCUCGUGGGGCUUGGCAUUGGUGCAACCCCUUUUGUAAGCAUCCUUAGAGAUCUUCUGAGUAAUACAAGAGCAGAGGAGCAAAUGGAUUCAAUCACAGAGACCAGUAGAUCUGAUGAUAGCACAAAUAGUUUCGCAUCUUCAAACGUGACACCAGGCAGCAAAAGAAAGUCACAGAGGACGUCCAGUGCUCAUUUCUACUGGGUGACUAGGGAAUCUGGGUCGUUCGAGUGGUUCAAAGGAGUCAUGAAUGAAGUUGCAGAAAUGGAUCACAAAGGUCAAAUUGAGCUUCACAAUCACCUUACCAGUGUCUAUGAAGAGGGAGAUGCAAGGUCAACUCUAAUCACCAUGGUCCAGGCUCUCAAUCAUGCCAAACACGGUUUCGACAUCCUAUCAGGCACACGGGUAAGAACACACUUUGGAAGACCGAAUUGGAGAGAGGUAUUUAUCAAAGUAGCUUCAAAGCAUCCAUACACUACAGUAGGGGUGUUCUACUGCGGGAUGCCGAUGUUAGCAAAGGAAUUAAGGAAGCUAUCGCAUGAGCUGAGUCACAAGACAUCUACACGUUUCGAAUUCCACAAGGAGCUUUUCUGAGUCGGACCCUCGAAGCAUCAAGGACAAGGACUCUCUGUCUCUAUUGAUGAGCAUUAUUUUUCAGACUCUGAUUACGCAUUCGAUAAGAAAUUCUGUGUCGAUUGCUGGCGUGCAAGUAUCCGAUUUUUCAACACUUGGGCAAAGAGGAGUUGCAACAACUUCAUCUAUUUAAUAGCCAGGCCUGAGGGAUUGGAUGAGAGUAACAAGAAAGAGGCAUCCAUUAGUUGACAAUGGCUUAAACAAAGACAUGUGCCUGUGUAUGCAUGUUCCACCUACUUAUUCCUUUGCUUAUUAUUAGCCAAAAGUCAGCAGGAACAGCAUGAGAAAAUGGAAUAUACCCAGUAGAUUAUAUGAUAUGGUUUCCUAUCGAAACAACCGACUCCGAUAAUACUUUUUUCUCGGAGAUGUCUCAAUUCAAUUGAUCUCGACAUCACAACCAA